CCGUUUUCCAUGGAGCUGUUGCAGCCCGGACUUGUGAUCUCCGGAGCCUCGUUUGCCUGUUUUCACCUGUUGAAUGGCAGACUGGGCACACUGGUCCCCGCUCCCAGCACUGCUCUCCGGAACCCCUGGAAAUGGAAGAACAUCUGGACCUCGUUCAUACACAGCCUGCUCACCGGAACAUGGGCGCUGCUAGGAUUUUACCUGCAUCCUGAGAUGGCAGAAGAUUUGAUCUCCACACAUACCCGAUUCUCACAUAGUCUCGUCGCUGUAUCUAUAGGCUAUUUUAUCCAUGAUUUUUUGGAUAUGCUGCAGAACCAAAAGUUGCACCAAUCCUGGGAGCUGCUGUUCCAUCACACUGUUGUUAUCACUUGUUUUGGGAUAUCUGUACUCCUACACCGCUAUAUAGGUUUCGCUGUGGUGGCUUUGCUGGUGGAAAUUAACUCUAUCUUCCUGCAUCUGAGACAGAUCCUUCUCAUGGCCAACCAGCUAAAAACCACUUUCUACCGGCUCAACAGCUUACUAAACCUGGGCACAUAUGUCAUCUUCAGGAUCAGCACUCUGGCGUGGAUGACAAGGUGGUUGGUGCUAAACCGUGGGAACAUUCCACUUCUCAUUUAUACCAUUGGUAGUGUUGGAAUGGCCAUCAUGACUUUGAUGAACAUAGUUCUUUUCUACCGCCUCCUUCGAAGCGAUUUCCUAAAGUCAGCCCGUGACUUGCCAAGUGAGAAGGAUAAAUAA
Nanorana parkeri is the source of this 738-nucleotide messenger RNA. RefSeq names its product TLC domain containing 2 (gene TLCD2). Bases 10 to 738 code for a protein of 242 amino acids. The transcript is spliced from 4 exons. Lineage: Eukaryota; Metazoa; Chordata; Amphibia; Anura; Dicroglossidae. Gene Ontology annotation, cellular component: plasma membrane. Gene Ontology annotation, biological process: phospholipid homeostasis; plasma membrane organization; regulation of membrane lipid distribution. The record is from RefSeq and is a predicted model, not a curated record.